Molecule: messenger RNA, 1399 nt
Organism: Rhinolophus ferrumequinum (greater horseshoe bat)
Lineage: Eukaryota; Metazoa; Chordata; Mammalia; Chiroptera; Rhinolophidae
Gene: FAM3D
Product: FAM3 metabolism regulating signaling molecule D
Exons: 11
Coding region: 415-1086 (223 amino acids)
Source: RefSeq, a predicted model, not a curated record
GCAGGGAGUUUACGGCAGGCCUCUCCAAAGGAAGGUACUUUGUCCCUCUCUCUCGGCCUCCUGCAUCUAGAGGCCCCACUUGGGAGGCACCGGGAGGCUGGACUCCCUGAAUAGGCUGGUCCGGGGCUGUGGUUGGCUGGCUCAGGGAUCCAAGGCACCAGCUGCAUAGACCCUCUCGCGUUCUCCACUGAAGCAGGGAAAUAGGAGCUUGAGCCCUCAGAAAGUCACUCACUUCCUGCUAAGAACACUUACUGCACACCUACUAUGUGCCUUGGUGCUAGCAGCAGGGACAGGGAUGAAGAAGGCACUCAAGAGCCAUUGCCUGGAGGGGAAUCCAGCCCAAAACUCAAUGCUGGCCGUGAAACAGGACAACAAGGCUAACGCGGACCCCAAGCCACUCCUCACCUGAGCAGGAUGAGAGCAUCAGAUCUGCUUCGCAUCCUGGCCCUCAUCUUUGUCCUGAUUACCUCAUGGAUCUUUAUUUAUGGCUAUUUCAGCUUCAGCAAGAGAACCAUCGGUCUGCCCCGCUGGCUGGGUUCAGACUCCAAGAAGAUCCGGGUCGUGAAGUACAAGUGUAGCCUCAGCAAGCCCUGCGCAGACGACUUCUUUGCGUUUAAAAUCUGCAGCGGGGCCGCCAACGUCGUGGGCCCCUCCAUAUGCUUCGAAGACCACAUGAUCAUGAGUCCUGUGAAAAACAAUGUGGGCAGAGGCCUGAACAUCGCCCUGGUGAACGGAACCACGGGAAUGGUGCUGAAACAGGACUGUUUCGACAUGUACUCUGGAGAUGUUCAGCUCCUGGUGAAAUUCCUUAAAGAAAUUCCAGAGGGCAUGCUGGUGCUCGUGGCCUCCUUUGAUGACCCAGGGACCAAAAUGAAUGAUGAAAUCAGAGCAUUCUUCUCCAAGUUGGGCAGCUCCUACGCAAAACAACUGGGCUUCCGGGACAGCUGGAUCUUCUUAGGGGCCAAAGACAUCAAGAAUAAGAGCCCUUUUGAGCAGUUCUUAAAGAACAACCCAGACACGAAUAAAUACGAUGGCUGGCCGGAGAUGCUAGAGCUGGAGGGCUGUGUGCCCCGGAAGGUUUUCUAGGGUGCUUGUGGCUCUUCCUGGGUUGCUGUGAGCUGGACUGCCAGAAGCUGAAGGACCGUGGAGGAAGAGAAGGGAGCAGGAGCCACAGCAUGGAAAGUGCUGAAGGUCCCCAUAGAGACCGGAAACAAAACCCUCCCAUGGACUAAGACAUCCUUCCUGGAGGUGGCCAGCCUCAGAGGGUCCUUCUGGAGCAGGUGGUCUAUGGAGAGAGCAGGUGUGUUUUCCCUCAGGAAAUGCUGACUCACCCCCGAGAGAAGAUGGACUGCUCCCACCUGGGUACAAUUAAAUUUUAUUUUUGCUGAUUUUGAAUGAA